Messenger RNA from Brassica rapa (field mustard), 1749 nucleotides. RefSeq lists its product as uncharacterized. NCBI's taxonomy places the organism in Eukaryota, Viridiplantae, Streptophyta, Magnoliopsida, Brassicales, Brassicaceae. The record is from RefSeq and is a predicted model, not a curated record.
UGAAGAUAUUGUAAAAAUCUUUUUAAACAGAUUUGUUAAAAUUUUAAAAUAAAUAUAUUUAUAUUUAAAAUAAGAAGAUAUCAAAAGAUAUUAUGAUUAAAAUAUUUUAAAAAUUCUAUUUAUUAUUAGUGUGAAUUUAAAUGUAAUAUGAAUUUCUAUGAAUAGGUUCAUUAGGUCCAUUUUUAAAAAAAUCACACAUGAAUCAAAGUUGUGACUUCUGUUUGAAUAUAUAAGAUUGAAAAUUGAAUUCCCAUUCUCUAACUGUGGCCGGGACUUGAGAAUAGAACAAGACUUCUUUCAAACUUCCUUUUAAAUCAAGCAGAAAAUGCAAUUAAAUUCCUUGAAUUCCAUCUGUAAGCGUUAAUAACAAAAAUACAAUCGUAUAAUUACUGAUAAACUUAAUAUCAUAAACUUGUAAAAAAUUAAAAACUAAUAUCAUAAACAUACAAAUUCUUAAAAUUGGAUCAUACUCAUUUUUAACUCUUGGUUUAUUUGAAUUCUAAACAUGUAGAAGAGCUUGCAAGAACCAUAUUCUUUGCCACGUCCUAUAAAUAGUAUAUUAACAAUAUAGAAAACAAAUCCCCAGAACUGGAAUAGUCUAAUUUUUUUAUGGUAAAGACAGUAAAAUAAGUUUUCUCGCAUUUUAUCUUGGUAUAAUAUGAGUUUACUCGUAUACACGAUGAGUACAUUUCUCUCGAAUUAAUUAAGAUUGCAAAAAUCUUGAAAAUGAUCUUGAUCAAUGUUAUAGGUCCUUUAUCUACGGACGUCCCUCUCCUAUGGAAUGACAUAUGCAGAAAAAAAUGACUAAUGGCUAUUCUUGUCAAAUUAUAAGUCACACACAAAUAAAACAAAUUAAAGCAAAACAAAAAUAUCCUCUUGUGUUUUCUUUCUCCUCAUCGCUAUUUCUCUUUGUGUGUGUGGGAUUGAUUAUUGUUUCAAGCUAUCCUCUUCAACCCAUCAACCUCAUUUGUAAAAAAAAGAAAACUUGAAAGAAGAAGAAGGAGCAACUUUUAAAAUGGAAGAUGAUUAUAGUAGGAUCUUGAUCCUUCUUCAAAUUUAAGAUCGAUAUUUUCCUUAAAAGAACAAUGCCUGUGCCAGAUCCAGGGGCGGGGCGAGUAUUCAUCUUUCUCAUUACCUUAUUUCUUUUCCUAUCAAUAGCUGUUGGAGGUGGUUGUCUGAUUGCAUACACAAUCCUCCCUUACCCUCCAGUUUGGCUUUCUUACCUCGGCAUUUUCUUUGUUUGUCUCCCUUGGUCUUUUUGGAUCCUAACAUUUGCCUACCGCAUUGUCUCCCGCACUUUUGGGUUUAGGAUGGUCAUUGGAUCAGGUGGUAAUAACAACAAUGCGACCGGAGAGUCCAAUGCACGUGAUAUUGAUCCUCCCGAGCAAUCUUUAGAGGCUCAAGAUGAUGAUCCUGAGGCAAUAACUCACCCACAAGGGCAAGUUGAAGGGAACCAAUCGAAGAAAAGAAUGUCAACCUCCAGUAAUUCUACUGUUGAUUCACAUGAAAGUGAGAUGCCACUAGCCAUUUCUAUGGGUUCAUGAUCAUAUAUGUUUUGAUAUGAAAAAGGGAUUCUUGGUAUAGAUAGCAUCAUGAUGGAGAUGCUAAGCAGCUUCUUGAAAACAUGGGAGAUUUUGCUGUUUUUAUUUUGUAUCUUAUACAAAUAGAUUUGUAGAUUCGACAAAAAAAAAAAAGAAGAAGGGAGAUUACACCUUUUACCAUUACUAAAGGUUCUCCUAAAACACAAAC